CUUGAAGGGAGUGCUUGAUAGAAAGAAAUGUAGAAUUUGUUCUUUAAUUCAUUUCUUUGGUGGAUUAGAGAAACUGAUAAUUAUUGUAGAAAAUAAUAUAAGUCAUCAGAAGAUUAAUCUAGAUCGAGAUGUCGGGGCCCAAUGCAAAGAUUGGAAUGAAAGUGGAGGUUGUUGGAAAAGGCCUUGUGGGAACUGUGGCUUAUGUCGGAUCAACUAUGUUUGCCUCUGGAAAGUGGAUCGGAGUUAUUUUAGAUGAAGCAAAGGGAAAAAACGACGGUUCAGUGCAAGGAAAAGAGUAUUUCAAAUGUGCUGAGAACCAUGGAAUCUUUGUGCGUCAGUCCCAAAUAGCAAUUCUUCAGGAUGCGCCAACCUCCCCAUCACCUCCACGUGGAUCCUCCACCCGCAGCAGCAUUGGUGGGGGUACUUCCAUUCCUUUACCAUCAUCAAUGAGAAAAGAGAAGUCUUUUGGGUCAAGAGGUUCCUUAGAGAACGUUGGCAGCAGACCAUCCCCACCUUCCUCCAGGUUGGCUACACCUAAAACCAGUACAACUACUGCUCCUGAGCCAUCAUUGGACAGUUCCCUAAGCAAGAUUCCAGCAGCUGCUUCAACCCCUUUGCCAUCAGGUCCAAGGAAGAUGUCUUCUGGACCAGCGAUAUCAGCUGAUGAGUAUAUGGCUCUUCAAAAGAAGGUCUUAGAAAAAGAAAAGGCUGUUGUUGAUUUGGAGGAGAAACUGGAGACCCUGAAGAGUAAAAGGCAAGAGGACAAGGCCAAAAUGAAGGACCUGGAGAAAUCAAGGAUGCAAUUAGAGCAGAUGCAAGAAUAUAAGACAAAAUGGCAAGAAGCACAGAGGGAUUUACAAGCUCAACUGAAUACAGCAAAAAAGGAGCUGAAAGAGAUCACUGAGAAUCGCCAAGAACACAGUGAAGAGUUGACAGAGCUUCAAGAAGCUGUCGAAAUGGCAACUCUGGAUAAAGAGAUGGCUGAAGAAAGGCUGGAAUCCCUUCAGCAAGAAAAUGAGCAAUUGAAGGACAAGUUGGAAGAAGUUACUCUUGACCUAGAAAUUUUGAAGAAUGAAGUUAGUGAAGGGGGAAUUGAGGGAGCUGCAGCUAAUGCCCAAGUUAAACAACUUGAGCAACAAAACAGCAGGCUGAAGGAAGCAAUCAUGAGACUCAAAGAGGUCCAAGCAAGUGAUAAAGCAGAGAUGCAGUCCUUGCAGAAACAAAUCAAAGAUCUGCAGAAUGGAAACACAACACUUCAGAAUGAAAGGGAAAAGCUCUCUGAAGCUUUACAGGAAGCUGAAACAGCUUUGGCUGAACUCAAAGAACAGGUUGAUACUGCAUUGGGAGCAGAGGAAAUGGUGGAAACUCUCACUGAUAAGAAUUUGAGCCUGGAAGAAGAAAUUGUCACCCUGAGGGAGAAUGUGGCUGACUUGGAAGCUCUCAGGGAUUUGAAUGAGGAACUUGAGGAAAAUCACCUUCAAACUGAACAUGACCUAAGAGAAGAACUGGAAAUGAACAACAACAAAGUUCGUGAGAUGGAGCGAAAACUAGAGGCAGCUCAGGAAAGUAUCGGAGAUCAUCAGCAAACAAUUAUUAAGUUCAGAGAUCUGGUGGCUAAACUGCAGGAAAAUAACCGAGCUAUGCAAGUUCAGCAAGAGGACUCAGAGAAACAAAAAGUCAUUGACAUUCCUUCACCUGAAAUGAUGGACUUUAAAGUUAAAGCUGCUGAGCUGAAGACCUAUACCAAGACUCUAGAGAAUGAAUUAAGAAAGUUUGAUCUGCAGCAAGCAAAUGAAAAGAUAAAAAUGCUCCAUUCAUUUCUGCCUGAGUCAUUUGUAAGGAGAGGGGGUGACAAUGAGAGUGUCUUAUUGCUGCUACUUAUUCCACGUCUCAGUUUUAAGACUGAAUUGUUGCAGUCUCAAUUAAGACAAAAGUAUGAGAUCACAGAAUGUCUCGAGGAUCCUGCCAAGAUUCAAGGUGAAACUGAGGAAGGACUAAGUUUUGCUUCUGGACUCAUUUACCGGUUGGCAGUUCUCCAAGCAGUUGUAAAGAAUAUUGAAAGAGCUCUUGAUCAGUGUGAUGCUGGUUUGUUCAACAAACUAGUUGGUAUAUACCCUGAACUAGCAGCACACGAGAGGGCUGUAGAUGGACUUAUUGACUUUUUUAAGAAAGACCAGUUAGAUGAUACAGUUGCCAUGGAACCCUUGGAGAAGGCAAUUCAUUACUAUACUACUAUGGUUCGGUUCCACUUGGCUGGUAACCCUGUGUCACAUUCUGAGUUCUUGUCCGACGAAUUGAAGAUCUUCACUGCUGGAACAGAAGGUGCUACCAUAGAGAUUGAGAGACUGAAGCAGUAUAGUAAGGAUUGUGAUGAAGGAAGUGCCUUUGGUGAACUUGUUCAAGAAAUGGAACUCAGAAACGUGGAAAUUCAGCAGCUUUGCAGAAAGAUCAAAAGAAGAAUGCCAGAAGAUCAGAAAAGUACCCUGUCGUUUUCUGAUAAGAUUCAAGAGUCGCUGAUUGAAUGCGCCAGGCAACAGAAUUUGGAGCUGAAAUUCUGCCAGGAACUUACUGCAGCUGUUACACAGAAAGCCUCUAGUCUAGGUGACAAUGAAAACUUACUGAGUGGUCAACUUGACGAGUUGGCCAGUGAUGUGGCCGUGCUGGUGUUUGAGACGGAUGAAGUUCCGUGUAAAGAUAUAGUCAGUCAAACUUUCCAUGAAGUCAUUUCUUUCCUAUACUCAUUUGUGACCAAAAUACAAGAAGGCGAUUAUGAUGCUGAACCUAAAGAAGAGUCCAAGGCGGAUCCUCCCUAUCUUCAGCGCGCAAAGACUUUUAAGUCAGAAUUAUUUGAUUCGGCCGGCGUGGAAGAGAAACUCCUUCAGAAGGAAAACGAGUUCAUGGACCUUAAGAAAAAUAUGAAACUGAAGAACGAGGAAUUGAGUCAGGCUAAUAUUAGGAUUGGAUUAUUGGAGAAACGUCUCGAAAACAUCAACAAAGAGGCUGAUGCACGAGUCGAAGCUGCAAAUCGAAAAAUGGAGCAAUCUACGGAGGACUUUGCAAGAAAGGAAAAGGAAUUCGAAGAAACUAUGGAUGCUCUCCAGAACGACAUUGAAACCUUGGAGAAGGAGAAGGGUGACAUGAAGAGACGUUUAGAUGCUUACUCAAAGAAGUCCCUUCUGGCCGAUCUUGCGCGCCAUGCCACAUCAUCAUCUAGCAUCGCGGCUGUUGUAGCAGGUGCGGCUGCUGCUAAGGGCGGCGGAGGCUCUCCUCUACGGGGUAGCCCAGGGGCGGGUCAACAGCCGGUACAAGUGGUAAUAAAGGAUUCACCUAUAAUACUUGCUCAGGUUGACUCACUUAAAAUUGCCUUGAAGCAUCUAAGAAACGAAAAUAUCCGUCUUAAGAGUCAGCAUAUGAAGGAGCAAUUAGAUGGGUUGCCAAAAAUAUACAUACCACCGAGAAUUCAGCCUCGCACUGAGCCUUUGGAGCAACAGACUGACGAGACAGCGGAUAAAGAACAAAAGGAGAAGGAAUUAGUACCAAGCCUUAACACUGUUACAAGGGAAACUAACAAAUUACUCGAGAACUUGCAAAAGAUGAGUGCCUUUCCAAAAGUGGUUGACAUUUCUCACAGGAAAUCAGGGUCAGUUCCUGCACUAAGCAAAAUGACUCCCGCUAACCAUUUGGUAGAGCGAACAGCUAUUUUGCGCGAUCUCAAGCGACAAAAAGAAGAGCUCCAAGGGAAAAUUCAGAAGUUAAUUGCAGCAGAAUAUCCAGGAGGAACAUGUCAAAGUUCUUUUUCAUCUUUCUUAUCUCCGACUUUUUCCAAGGUUCUACAAGAGAAAGCUCAGGCCCCUCAGCUGGGAAGAGUCACCAUUCCUGUGCCAUCGAGCACCAAAUCCAACAAAUAUUGCGUCACCUUGAAACCACAGGAAUUCAGAACACUUCACACUGUAUUUGUCAGUUAGAAACGAAAAUGUGUACAUAAAUUAUAAAAUCUUAGACAGAAUAAUGUUAUAUUUAGUAGUCGGAGGUGGAGAAAUGAGUGGUUUCGCCUUGAUCAGCUGUGACAGCCAGGGUACAACCGACUUACCGAAACUUAGCGAAAAGUGCUGUGAGUCUCAAGGCCUACUUUGAAAUUCUUGCCACAUGUUGCCGCACAUUUUCUUUUGUGCUGUUUUUGAGAUUGCAGUACAGUCGCCGACUCUCGCCCUGCGGGCACCUCGCUAUUACGGACACCCCACCAUUUGCGGACAAGAGCAGUUAGCAAGGCCGCGUUAGAAACCUUGUCCAAUUCACUUCGCUUAUAAGAGAGCGUGAUAUAUCAAUUAAGAAACUACUGAACAUUAUUUCUGUUACCUUCACGGAUAAUAUUGACUUUUCAAGAGAGGAAGAUGACAACAAC
Molecule: messenger RNA, 4402 nt
Organism: Pocillopora verrucosa
Lineage: Eukaryota; Metazoa; Cnidaria; Anthozoa; Scleractinia; Pocilloporidae
Product: dynactin subunit 1
Biological process (GO): cytoplasmic microtubule organization
Cellular component (GO): nucleus; microtubule plus-end; cytoplasm
Molecular function (GO): microtubule plus-end binding
Source: RefSeq, a predicted model, not a curated record